CAGAAAAAACAAUUAGUUGAAUAAUUGGAAGUUCUCAAGUAGGAUGUCCAGAGGAGGUGGCGCCAAAACAUGAUGACGUCACAAAGAGACGAACUGGCCUUUGAUGUCACGUGAGCAUCUCAACAGCAUCCAAACGAGCAGGUGGAAAUCCGUCAGAUGCUGCAUUCGAGCGCAAGCGAUUCAUCGGAACAUAGGCACGCGACUCAUCUGGAGACAUUUCUACCAUGGAACACCUCACGUCUGAACUUUCUGCAUUCGUUGAAUGGCUGGGAGAGUACCUACCAGAGCUUACUGCUGGUUCAUCAGAAGGCCGAGGCUCUGCAAUAGGGAUGACUACUUCUACUGACAUGGAUUUGAAAAUGGACAACGCUGAGAAUAAAACAACUAACUGGCUGCAGCUGUUGCGCAAAACAGACAGCAACCGCAAAAUGGUCAUUGCCUCUCUGGCUUUCCAAAAGACCUGGGCACAGGUAUGUCGUCUGCUGGAAGGCCUGGAGCACGAGUAUAAGAGGAUGGAGGACUGGUGCUGCCCAACAGGCAAACCUGACUCCAGCGCUCAGUUGGACCAUGUAACUUCCAUAAUCAGUAAACACCUGAAACAGAAGGAAUUCUUCCUCAAGGCCUGCACGUUAACCAAGGGCAUCGCAGGGAUCUUCUACCAGUACGUAGAGAGGAACGGUGCUACAAUGGGAAGGCUCAGUGACGACCAAGAAGAGCAUUUUACAGGUAUCUUGAAUGAUUUGUGUGUGAGAGAGAACCGUGUCCUCAGUUUAUGAAAUGCCAGAAAGCGGCAACUGGACCAGUGUCUGCAGUUUUUGGCGUUGGAACGCCGUGCCAUACAGGCCCAGAAGAGAAUACAAGAAAUGGGCGAGGUUUACCUGUUGAUGCACUACUCCACCGGCUCAGGCAUCGGCUUCAGG
This is a messenger RNA of Corythoichthys intestinalis (scribbled pipefish), 920 nucleotides long. Its product is annotated as triple functional domain protein-like. The coding region runs from base 225 to 776 and encodes 183 amino acids. NCBI's taxonomy places the organism in Eukaryota, Metazoa, Chordata, Actinopteri, Syngnathiformes, Syngnathidae. Gene Ontology annotation, cellular component: plasma membrane; cytoplasm; extrinsic component of membrane. Gene Ontology annotation, biological process: axon guidance. The transcript is spliced from 6 exons. The record is from RefSeq and is a predicted model, not a curated record. Gene Ontology annotation, molecular function: guanyl-nucleotide exchange factor activity.